Messenger RNA from Bufo bufo (common toad), 2403 nucleotides. It is a transcript of the gene SRP72, whose product is annotated as signal recognition particle 72. The record is from RefSeq and is a predicted model, not a curated record. NCBI's taxonomy places the organism in Eukaryota, Metazoa, Chordata, Amphibia, Anura, Bufonidae. Gene Ontology annotation, cellular component: signal recognition particle, endoplasmic reticulum targeting. The transcript is spliced from 19 exons. Gene Ontology annotation, molecular function: 7S RNA binding; protein binding; ribosome binding. Bases 55 to 2076 code for a protein of 673 amino acids. Gene Ontology annotation, biological process: SRP-dependent cotranslational protein targeting to membrane.
AACCCUGCUGAUUUUCCUUAUCGGGUCUGCCCGUGGGAUUCUGCUGCUUGGAAGAUGGCGAGUUCGGGGGGUGCAGCUGGUUCGUCUUCCUUGGCUUCUUUGUGGAGCGAUGUUAACAAAGCUGGACAGAAUGGCGACUUUACCAGGGUCCUGAAGUCGGUGAACAGGAUAUUGCAGGCGGCGAAGGAUGAUGUGAAGGCACUGCAUUGUAAAGUUGUUUGUCUCAUUCAGAAUGGAAGCUUUAAGGACGCCCUGACUUUAAUUAACAGCAAUUCUAAAGUGCUAACAAGUGAUGUUGUUGCUUUUGAAAAAGCAUACUGUGAAUACAGGCUAAAUAAAAUUGAGACUGCAUUGAAAACAAUAGAAACUGCACCUCAGAAAACGGAGAAGCUAAGCGAACUUCAUGGACAAGUGCUUUAUAGAUUGGAAAGAUAUGAAGAAUGCUUAUCUGUCUAUCGUGAACUCAUCCGUAACUCUCAAGAUGAUUAUGAUGAGGAAAGACAGACAAACCUGUCUGCAGUGGCCGCUGCUAUGAGUCUCUGGUCAAAGGCAAAGCCCGAAGACCUUGGUUUACAGGAGACAUCUUAUGAACUUUGCUACAAUGCUGCCUGUAGACUAAUUGGACAGGGAAGGCUGAGGGAAGCGAUGAAAAAGCUGCGAGAAGCUGAAAAUCUCUGCAGACAAUCCAUUUCAGAAGACACUGAUUUGACAGAAGAAGAUAUAGAUGCUGAACUGGCCAUCAUUCAUGGUCAGAUGGCAUAUGUCAUGCAGCUCCAGGGAUCCAUAGAUGAUGCACUCCAGCUUUACAAUCAAAUCAUCAAGUUAAAGCCCACUGAUGUCGGUUUGUUGGCUGUUGUGGCAAAUAACAUCAUAACUAUUAACAAGGACCAAAACGUGUUUGAUUCAAAAAAGAAGGUAAAGCUGACAAGCGCUGAAGGAGUAGAACAUAAGCUGGCGAAAAGACAACUUCAGGCCAUAGAAUUUAACAAGGCUUUGCUGUCCAUGUAUACAAAUCAGGCAGAUCAGUGUAGAAAACUGUCCAGCAGUUUACAAGCCGAGAAUCCCGAGAAUCUUCUUCCUGUUCUCAUUCAGGCUGCCCAGCUUUGUCGUGAGAAACAGCAUGCGAAAGCUAUAGACCUUCUACAGGAAUUUGCUGAUCAGAAUCCAGAGCAUGCCACCCAAAUUAAACUAACAAUGGCACAGUUGAAACUCGCACAGGGUAACGUAACCAAGGCAUGCAUGAUCAUGAAAACUAUUAAGGAACUGGAGCACAAACCGGGCAUGGUAUCCACAUUAGUGACUAUGCAUGGCCAUGAUGAAGACAUUGACAGUGCUAUAGAAGUGUUUAACCAGGCAAUCAGUUGGUACCAAGAAAAGCAACCAAACUCUCGAGCACACUUAGCCCUAAUAAGAGAAGCUUCAAACUUCAAAUUAAAACAUGGACGAAAGAAGGAGGCCAUCACCGACCUGGAACAACUAUGGAAACAGAACCCCAAAGACAUUCAUACGUUGGCGCAGCUUAUAUCUGCAUACUCCCUUGUGGAUGCUAAUAAAGCAAAAGUUCUUAGCGAGCAUCUGCCUUCAUCUGACUCUAUGCACUUAAAAGUGGAUGUCGAUGCCUUAGAAAAUUCCACUGGGGCUACAUUCAUCCGGAAAAAAGCUGCUAAAGUGGCUGGAGAGCAGGCGAAAGUGCAAGGGCAAGUGGAGAUUAAGAAAAAGAAGAAGAAAAAGAAAGGAAAGUUACCCAAGAAUUAUGACCCCAAGGUUACCCCAGAUCCAGAGCGAUGGUUACCUAUGCGAGAGAGAUCCUAUUAUCGUGGCAAAAAGAAGGGGAAGAAGAAGGAACAGAUUGGAAAGGGAACUCAGGGAGCCACAUCUGCUGCAACUGCUGAACUGGAUGCAAGCAAAACAGCCAGCAGUCCACCAACAUCUCCAAGGCCUGGAGCUGGAGUGACAACGGCAAAUGUGCCAAACAGCAAUGUUGUUCCACCAAGACAUCAAAAGCCAGUAGGUGCUGCUGGCACAAAGAAAAAACAGCAACAAAAGAAAAAGAAAGGCGGAAGAAGUAAUUGGUGAUGAUGCCUCCUGGGAGUAUGGUGUCUCCAAGUUUCACCCACCAACUGUAGUCCAUGUCUUACCAUGUGCUGUUUAAUGCACGCGCAUUUUUUUAGGAAAUCUAAAAGGUUGAUUUUGGAAGCAAUUUUUUAUUUAAAUUUGGGUUCUGACUAACGAUUGCAAAUCCUGCUCCCUUUUUAUUUCCCUAAAUACAACAUUUUUUUUUUGUUUUACCUUGACACUAUUCCUGAAAUCAUGACAGUUGUUAGGACCACCUUCCACCUGGAAGGCUUUUAGUUGUAUAAAACUAUGGUCUUUAAGUUGUGCAUUAAAGCGAUAUCAGCAACA